AUGAGCGCUCCUCCUCCGCCCCCGCCCCAUGGCGAGGCACCCAAAACCACUGCGGGCUCUCCUCCUCCUGGCAGUGGCCUGGGCCCCGGCAAUUACGACAUAUUCGUCAUUCCUCAGCGUGACAAGGGCGGCGGAUUCAUCUACUUGCCCUCCUUGGCACCCAACGGCCCUAGCUUUGCCGCUGGCUUCGCCUGCGCUCUUGUCCUCGUCGUCAUGUUCCAGAGCAUGGCGCCUGCCUUUAAGGCAUGGUGGUUUACCUACCAAGGCAUGGGAAACAUGGGGAUGGCCCUGCUUGUGAUAGCCGUCGGCGUAGGAGCGUGGGCUUGGGGAAAGUCGCAAAACCAGGGUGCUUCUACGAGUAACGGCUCGAAUGGCUACCGCCCUGGUCCCGGUGGCUUUGGCUCAGGCGCCAACUUCAACAGCAGCUACGCGAAUGCUGGCCCGCCUCCGCCUCCGCCGCCUCACGGCAACCAGUAUAACGGCCCUCCCCCGAAUAGCCCGCCGCCCAACCACGGCGCGGGAAACGGCGGGCCUAGAUCUCAAUGGCAAGAGCGACCUCAGCCUCCACCCCCUCAGGAACCUGAAACUGAACCUGAGCCAGAGCCGGAACCUCGGAAACCAGAUCCUCCUCCGAAACCAAAACCUGAUCCGUCGAAGAACACCUGGGAGAAGGCACGGGAGGAGACGAAGAAGCGCGAACAGGAGCGUAAGGCCAAGGAGGAGGAAGAGCGCCGCAAAGCAGAGAUGACACGGAAGCUGAGAGAGUUCCGCGAAAGAGAAGCUCGAGAACGAGCAAGGAGGGAGAAGGAGGAACGCGAAAGACGAGAGAAACUGGAGCAAGAGAUACGUGAAAAGGAAGAUUUGAAACAAAAACUUGAAAAGGAGCGUCAAGAAAGAGAGAAACUCCAGCGCGAAAAGGAAAAGGCAGAAGAGGAAGCCAAAGCCGCCAGAGAACGUGAAGCAAAGGAAGCAAAGGAGCGAGAAGUCAAGGCCAAUAAGGAGAAGGAGGACAAGGCACGCGAAGAGGCCCGUAAGAAGGAGGCAGCCGAAGCCGCCGCCCGCAAAGCCCGUGUCGAGGCGCAACUGGAAGCCUUUCGAAAAGCGAAGAGGGAGCGCGAGGAAGCAGAAAAGGCAAAGAAGGAUCGCGAAGAGGCAGAAAAGGCCAAGAAGCUGGCCGAGGAGGAAGCAGCCCGCAAAGCCAAAGAGGAAGCAGCACGCAAGGCCAAGGAGGCCGAAGAAGCCGAGAAGGCUCGCAAGGGAAGUAGCUAUGCCUACUCGUCCGGCGAGAAGACGAGUAUGUGGCCGAACGGCCGACCCCCCGCUCCCCCCACGACGGCUUCGACGCCGCCGAGACCUCCCCCUUCCGCAUCGUCCGCUCCCCCGAGACCUCCCCCUUCUGCUAGCUCCAUGCCACCUCCAAGGCCGGCGCCUUCCGCAGCUUCAUCAUCGAACACGGCCAGACAACCGCCGCGACCGUCGGCACGCACUGUUGACGAAGACCAAUACUCGUAUCGACCAUACGACAAGCCGAGACACCGACCCGCGUCAUCAGUCGGCUCCGAGUCAUCGUGGGCCCCGUCGGCAACCACGACAAGAACAACGCCGCCGCCUAGCAUGCGCGGCCCUUACACGACCAAGGAUCCCGAUAAAAUUGUCAUCAGAGCCGUCUACCUGUUCAUGAACCAGUUCGCAAAGACGCCUGCAAGCCAGCUCAUUUCGGGGUUUGGCACAGUGACCGACGGGCUCAUCCUGCGAAUCACGACCGAAGGUCUCUUCAUCGACGACGACGUCCGCGGCGUCCCUCAGCGCGAGUGGGACGUCAAGGCUUGGACGCUAAAGCUGGUCGAGGUAUGGUGCCCCCCGCACUGCUUGAAUUCGAAUGCUGCUUCUGCCCCUGCGAUGAAUUCCGCGAACCAUCCUUCGGGUUUGUUUCAAAAGAUGGCGAAUCAGCGAGCCCGUACGGCGGACCGGGGAGCCACCAAGACGCUCACGGGCGACGAAGCCGAUGCCUACCUGACCGAAAUGUUGCGUGCUUGCAAGAGUUGCUGUCGUCUUGGCUUGUGCGACACGAAAUUCAAAGAUACUAACAUUGCAUCUUCGUCCGGACAGACUGGAGAGUGGAAGACAAAGAGCCUGCACGUGCUGCGCGCAACAGUCCGAGACCAAGAAGGCAAGCGAUACAUGUUUGUCUUGGAUGAAGAGGAAGCCUGGAAGGUAGCGGUGGGCGUGCAGCGGUUGCGUAAGGGCACCCAGGUGCGCUCGCUGGGUGUCAGCGGCAUGAGCGCGUCCGAUGCGCGCAAUACGCUCGAGACUCUCGGCUGGUCAUGA
Molecule: messenger RNA, 2328 nt
Organism: Colletotrichum orchidophilum
Lineage: Eukaryota; Fungi; Ascomycota; Sordariomycetes; Glomerellales; Glomerellaceae
Exons: 1
Coding region: 1-2328 (775 amino acids)
Source: RefSeq, a predicted model, not a curated record